This is a messenger RNA of Schistosoma spindalis, 6047 nucleotides long. The record is from the annotation of a GenBank genome assembly. NCBI's taxonomy places the organism in Eukaryota, Metazoa, Platyhelminthes, Trematoda, Strigeidida, Schistosomatidae.
AUAUUGUUUUCGUAUUAUUUAAACUAAUGCUAAACGUUAUUUUUUGUUUAAUUCAGGUGAUAUUCUUAGACUUCACAGAUGGCUUAUGAGAUCUCUGUUCCUGAUGCGUAUAGGUAUAGAACGAUUUUCGAUCAACUUCAACCAACCUAUGGGAAAUUAUCUGGGGAAAAAAUUAGAGAGGUAUUUUUAAAGUUUCAGUUACCAGUUGAAACUCUUGGAAAAAUAUGGGACCUUUCAGAUAUUGAUAAUGAUGGUAGUCUAGAUCAGAGCGAGUUCAUUAUUGUAAGUUCAAAGUGAUAUCUGCCUAUAAUCGUUUUACUAAAUUUCAGUAUAAUUUUAAUGCUGAGUGGUUAUUUUAUGAUUCUCGUCAAAAUUCCACUGAUUAUUAUUAGUUAGUGCCACUAUGUCUAAUAUUUUUUUACGGUAGAGAAGUGUGUAAUAACACUUAUAGGUCUUAGUUCUCAUCAAAUAACCCUACUGGUUGGUUACUUAUUGUCAUCAGUUUUAUCGCCCCGGUGUGUUUUACUCGUGCCAUUACUUAUUUCAGUGGGUUCGUCUUCCCCAGCAUAGGAUUGUUUGAAAGGAUCCCGGGAGCCCUUAAAGCAACAUAUGGUUUCCGCUUAUGAAGUCACUUGUUUGGUGCAAGCCUUCUCAGAAAGCUGAGACUUCCUGAUAUGUGUUACAUAGUUAUAUACUCUUAAUUUUCCUCCAAUCAUUUAACACAGCAUUUGCUGCAAAGUUGACCGAUUUAAUUCGCAUCAGUAGAAUUAAUUUUUUUAGUCAGACAAUUGUGUAUUAAAUACUUGUCAGGUUGUUUAAAUAACAUCUAGAUAAAAGUAUGUGAACCUAAUCAUUAACCAUCCAGUCAUAAACAAUGUAAGAACCUGAUAUAAAUGAAUAUCGGCUUAAGUUGACGCAUAAGUAGCUAAUCUUAUUGUCUGUGGACGGUAAUUAACUGUAUUUCAUUCUCUUACCUUCACCCUUCUGUGUCAAUCAGUUUGUAAUUGACUCAAAUAAAUGCAGUUCUUAUUCAUAUGAUAUGUUCCAGAUCAUUUAUUAUUUGUCAGUUUAAAUCUUUAUUAAUUCAGUUGUCUCUCUGAUAUUCUACUAUAUUGUGUAUCAAUACAGUCUGUGUUGUUCAUACCUCAAUUCCAGUUAUUUAGUUUUAGUCACAUAAGUCAAUCAGUCGCAACGUAGAACCUAGAAAGUAUAUACAUUGGUUCAAGUUCCUAUAUCCCAUCAGCACAGCGAGAUGAAAUUAUCAGGCCAAAUCCCGGAAUAACGUAGGUAGUAACAGUAUCAAUGGUAAUAGAAAAGAUUAUGCAUAGAAGAUACGGUUCGAGAAAAUAUAAAUUAGUGAAUUGAAAAAGAUUAUAAGGCAUUCUGAAGCUUAGAAUCUGGGGGAAGACUAAGAAUUUAUGCACCUGUAUCAUUACAAAUGAUUUUGAGCCAUAUCAUUCUAAGUCUCUAACCACUGGUUACGAAAAUCACGUGGGCCUCAACCAGGUAUUCUAUACAUGUUAACACGAAUCAGUCCAAUUCUCAGUGACUUCAUGGAGUGAUGCGAUGUUUUGGUUUGACUGUUCCUCGGAUUCUUUCAGCUCACUCUUACAUCAAACAACAUCACCCGUCCAGGUAGGCAGUAGCUGGGUAUAUGUAACACAUGUCCCAACCACCUCAGUUGAUGCGCAUUCGUUACCCCACCAACCAAAUCAACAUUUUCAAUUUGUACUCUAUGUCUAACCCUGGCAUUGUUUAUUUUAUGAUCUCAAAACACGAACAGUGCUUCGAAGACAAAUAUGGUUGAAUACUAGUAAUUUGCGAAUAUUCUCUAUCCUUAAUGGGCAUGCUUCACAUCCAUAAAAUGAAACGGGGCGAACUGGUGCACAGUAAACUCGUCUUUUGUUGGUAGAUGGAUAUCUCUCCUACGCCACAAGUGAAGCAAGUUGACAAAUGCCGAUCGAACUUUCUGAGUCUGUGUUGAAAUUUCUUUAGAUACCAGAGCACCAGGACUAAUGAGGCUUCUAAGAUAAGUGAAGUGGUCGGUACGUCCAACUACUUCACUCCCUAUCAUUGAUUCAGGCGCCGACACAGGCCGAUUCCGAAGCAAUAUUUUUCAUUUGGAGUGAGAGAAUCGCAUUCCAAACAUACUUGCAUUGUUGCUUAACGCGGCCUUCACUGAAUAGCAGUAUAUCAUCUACAUAUUCUAAGUCAACAAGUGAAUCUCCUUGUGGAAGAUGAAAGUGUUAUUUCUAGAAGUCUCUGUUUGACAGAGUUAAAGAUGAGGAAAUCGGACAACUCUGGGGAACGCCAUUUGAAAUAAUCAAUUUUGGUAACAGUUCUCCAUAAGCUUGAAAUAUUCAUGUCAAAAUACACUUGUGUGGGUUACUUUUAUUUAUAUAAGUAGUAUAUAACGGUGGUCUGGCAUAGAAUGUAUUUCAGCAGAUCGAUGAGGAAAGAACGGGAACGGAAUGCAAUUGGUAUGAAAACGGAUGAACAAUCAAAUCUGAGACAAUGGAUUGAUGUUUACGACACGAACGGUCAAGUUUGAGGUGUUGGAUUGAUAUUUUGCAGAUUAACGAUUUAUUAUAUGGUUCUCAGAUUUUCUUGAGAUGCUCUGUAAUUUUGUGCUCAAAUACAUUCGAUUGUGUCACUCGUAUUCUUGUUCACUACACACUGAGUAUCGAAACGAGUUCAAAUUUCUAUCAGGUUGUCAGGACACAGAAACCUUACUCCAUACAUCCUAAGUUUUUAUACACUAUUAUUUCUGUUCAUUUGUGUUUAGGAUAAUACAGCUUUUUUUAAUUCUAUAAAUAUUUAGAAGGAUUUUGAUUGUAGGCUAUGCAUUUGGUCCAUCGAUCACUGGAAGGUAAAAUAUUACCGGACAAAUUGCCAAAGAAUUUAGUUCCUCCUGACAAAGAACAUUAUUUUUCAAACUCUACGUCUAUUAAUAAUUCCAUGUUGUGUUUACCGCCUAUUACUAGUGAUGCUGAUUUUAAUUUGGCACUAGUCCCUGUGCAGUCUACAUCAGAUUUAAAUCCAAGGCAGAGUACUGGAUAUUUAUCGGCGCUUGUAUCCGCUUUUCCAACCGGUGAAACAUUAACUACACAGUCAACUCAUACAACUCCCACUGUUUGGGCUCUGUCUGGUCAUCAACCUUAUCUUCAGUCGUAUAAUUUCCCAGAAUGGGCUAUUUCAGCAGACGAACAUGCAAAAAAUUUGAGAGUUUUUGCUGCCUUAGAUAUGGAUGCUGAUGGGUUAGUUUCAGGCCCUGAAGUGAGAGAUAUUCUGAUGCGAUCCGGUUUACCUCAAGAUAUUCUCGCUCAUAUAUGGGAGCUGGUUGAUAUACAGAAUACUGGUUUGCUAAACAGUGAACAGUUUACAGUGGCCAUGCAUUUGGCAACGGAACAGUUAUCUGCGGGCUCAUCUAAUCGUACCCUUCCUAAUGUACUUCCACCCGCUUUACUUCCACCAAGUUUGCGCCCUAUUCCUCCAGAUCCGUCUAUUUAUGAAGAAUCUAACAAACUAAUUGUAGAAAUAGAAGCAUUAAGCCGUGAAAAAUCUGCAGUAGAAUCUGAUUAUGUUUCUAUGGCCAAAGAUUCUCAACGUCGAGCAUCAGAAGCCACUGCAAAACAGCGUACAAUUGAUACCCUUAAUCAUACAAUCCGUAAUCUAGCUAAUCAACGUGUAGAAGCCGAACGUCGACUAGGCGAUUAUAGUCGUGAAAAAGAUACAUUAGAAAAUGUGCUUAAUGAAAUCAAAAGUCAUGUCGUGAAUGAGCGUCAAAAAGUUGAAGAAAUGCGUAUUAAAAUCAACUGUCAACAAGCCUCAACGAAAAGUCAAAAAGAAGAAAUAGCUUGUUUACGUAAUGAGUUGAAUGAAUUAAUACGAGAAGAAGCGAUGUUACAAGAUAAAAUAAUUGAAAAUCAACGCCGUUUAGAACAAAUUGAAAAGGAAAACCGUUUAGCCCAGUCUCGUGUAGAUCAAGCUAACAUUAAACUUGAAACAUUAGAAUCUACUCGUGGUCAAUUGUUAGAAGUGCUUGAACAAUAUAAUGGCUUAUUAAAUGGUGAUGAAAAUAUCAAAGAACCAGAUGAAGCAAGGGUUAAAUCGCUGCUUUCUGAUGAAAGUGCAAAAGAUAGUUUAAGAAGUUUCGAUACAGGUCUUGAUGGUGUAAAUUGGCCAAAUGAUAAUAAUGCGUCUUCUUUUACUACUGGUAUGUCAACUUUCUCAGCAUUUGAUACGGCACGAAGCCAAACUGGUGCUCACUCUGUACCACUUCCAUUAAUGUCAAUGAAUCCUGUAUCGGGUGGUGAUUGGAAGACGAAUGAAAGAUGUCUUCUAAAUUCUUCACUUGGAUUUCCAUUUCCUUACGAUCCUUUUGAUAGUAAUGAUCCUUUCAAAUCUUCUAAAGCCAAUGAGUUUCAUAAAGAAUCUGUUGAAGAUCCAUUUGCUUUGUCGAGUACAAAUGAUCCAUUCAAGGAUUCCGAUCCAUUUGGUAUAGAUCCAUUUGGCUUAUCAUAUUUAAUGGCUAAGGAUAAAAAGUCUCCAAAUACUAUUGCCUCAGCAUUUGAUCCUUUUAAACCGGACAGCGUGUGUCCUACUGUUCUUCCAGAAAAUUCAUUGAUUGGAGCAGAUUUCGAUGCUGUAUUUGGACCUUCCAAUGGUGAGCUAUCGAACAUGACUGAUCCGUUUGGUAGUGAUCCAUUUACACCUUCAAGUACCUCAUUCAUGAUGAAUACAGGUACGGCUAAUAACAAAGAAACAAAGAAUCAUAUGAAUUCUGUAAAGAAGUCUCCACCACCUCGACCAAAAACUCAACCAACUCCUGGUAAAUCUAUUCGAGCUUUCAAAUCUGUGGAUGAUAAUUCUAAUUUUUCUACUUCUGUUCAUCCUGCUAACUUUGAUGGAGAUUUUACAGACUUUAAUAAUUCAUCAUCAUUAUCAUCAACAAUGACUACUAUUCCAUCAAGAUAUCGUAAACAUUCAGUUAGUGGCGUUGCUGGUGUUAGCGGUAGUAAUUCAAUUAAUCAGAAAUCAACAUUCACUCUAAAAUCAAAACCUUCUGGUAAAAGUAUAAAAAAGGAUCCACAAAAUUCCCCAUCAUCAUCUUCACCAUCAUUAAUAAAUAAAAUAAAGAAUAUGAAAUCUGCUAGUGGUAGCACUGAUGUUCCGUUAUCUGAUGAAGCACGACUUUCAUGGGCUAUCAUUGAAAGUCAACGUCUUGCACAAAUCGAGGAAGAAGCUCGGAAACAAGAAGAAGCUGAUCUCGAACUGGCACUUCGUUUAAGUAAGCUAGAUUCAUCAAAUCGACAUUAAGAAAAAUAAUGAGGAUCGAUUAUUACAUUUAUUCACAUCUGUGAAAACCUAGAAAAUAACAGUAACAAACGUGUUGUCUUCUCAUUCACCGAUUUUAUCACUCCAUAUUCAUUUUUAAUUUAGGUUGGGUUAACUGUUCAACUCCUUUUUCUUGCAUAUAAAUACAUGAUUUUUACGUACGAGACUUGCAUCAAUUUAUUCGUUCUCUUUUGUUAAUAUGAAUUAUAAAAAAAGAAACUAUAGAAAGGAGAGCUAAAGAGAGAAAAACAUGAAGAAUUUGUUGUGUCGAUGAGUAGAAAUUCUGUUGAAUAUAGAAAUUGUAUUUACAGUAUUGUACAUUGAUUAAUGUAAAUCAUUGAGGUUACAUAAAUGAUUUGUCAUAUGUGUACUUGUAUUUGUUGAAGUAUGAAAUAUACUUAAAAUGUUUGCUUAAUAUGAUAAUAAAAUAGAAAAGAUUCUGUUGUACACAACCAAAUACACUUAUGUACUUAAACAACAGUUACUUACAAUAAUAAUAUUAUUAGUCUCUAGUUCCUUAAAUUUCAAAUUUUUAUUAUGAGUUAUAUAAUUUAUUAUUUAUGAAACAAAGUUUGCAUAACAUUUUACUUCAUUGUUACACGCAUACACUUUGAAUAAUAAUUACUUAGUCUAUGGAUUGAUUAAAAACAGUUACAUUGAAUAUUGUAGUAACAUUGAUUUUUAGAAUAAAACUAAUUAUCUAUGUAUUC